AUUAAAUAUCACGAUUCACUGGCGACAAGACCCGCCUUGUGAAAAGCGUCGAGCUGGGGUUUUUUUUUUGGUUUUUGGUUUUUUUUUGCCAUCAUGGGGCUUGUAGAGGUUGUCUUGGAGAAUGUCUCCAUCAAGUCUGCCCCGAUCUGGAUUUUUGGAUCAUGGAUUGUAUACGUGGCUAUGAAGUUUUUCGCUAGGGAGUACAAGCUCAACAAGCUUGGAGCUCGCGCAGCGUCAAUGAACAGCAUGGUUCCUCUAGGUCUCGACAGCGUCUACAUGAUGGUCCGGUCAACCAUGAAAAAUAAGAAUCUGGAAAUGUGGAGGAAGCACAUGUCCAGAUCAAAAACAUUUACUGUGGAGGGCAACCUCUUGACCAACCGCAUCGUCCUUACGGCGGAUCCCGAGAACAUCAAGGCCCUGUUGGCGACGCAGUUCACAGACUACGGCAAGGGGAAGCCCUUCCACGAGGAGUGGGAGCCUUUUCUGGGCGACAGCAUCUUCGCCACCGACGGCGACAAGUGGCACACGAGCCGCCAGAUGCUGCGCCCACAGUUCGUCAAGGACCGCGUCAGCGACCUGGAGUGCUUCGAGACUCACAUCAAGACUCUGUUCAAGGCCAUGGCCAAUGGUGGAGCCCUCGAUAGCGAGCAACAGCACGUCGACUUGGCUGCCAUCAACGGCAAAAAGUUUGAAAUCAGUGAUUUGUUCUUCCGCUACACCCUGGACGUUACUACAGACUUUUUGCUAGGUUACGAUGCCAAGUCACUAUCUACUCCCCAUACCGACUUUGCCGAUGCUUUCAACGAGGUCCAGCGCGUGCAAAGCACAAUCACACGCGCCGGGCCCGCGCAGGUAUUGGUUCCCAAGGGCUCAUACUACAGGGGCCUCAAGAUCAUGGACGAUUUCAUCAACCCCUUCAUCGACCGCGCCCUCCGCCUCUCACCGGAGGAGCUGGCAUCCAAGACCAAGUCGGACCAAGGGUACACGUUCCUCCACGAGCUGGCCUCGUUCACGCGGGACCGCAAGGUGCUGCGCGACCAGAUCGUCGCGGUCCUCCUGGCGGGACGCGACACGACGGCUUCGACGCUGUCCUGGGCCAUCUACGAGCUCGGCCGCCACCCGGAGUGCGUCAAGCGCCUCCGGCAGGAGAUCGCCGACGUGGUGGGCUUCAGCCGAACCCCGACAUACGCGGACCUCAAGUCGAUGAAGUACCUCCAGAACGUCAUGAACGAGACGCUGCGUCUGUACCCGGCGGUGCCCUUCAACGUGCGGCUCGCGCUGCACGACACGACGCUGCCGCGCGGCGGCGGGCCCGACGGCACCCUCCCCAUCCCCGUGCUCAAGGACACCCCCGUCGGCUACUCGACCCUCCUGAUGCAGCGCCGCAAGGACCUCUACCCGCCCGCCUCGGAGAACUUCGCCGACCCCGAAGUCUUCAGCCCCGAGCGCUGGUUCCACUGGCAGCCCAGGCCCUGGCAGUACAUCCCCUUCAACGGCGGCCCUCGCAUCUGCAUCGGCCAGCAGUUCGCCCUGACCGAGAUGAGCUACGUCCUCGUGCGCAUGUUUCAGCGCUACGACCGCGUCGUCAACUACAUGGGCGACAUCGACGGCGGUCACCCCACCAUCAAGUCUGACAUUGUCAUGCAGCCCGGCGAUGGGGUUAUUGUUGCGUUUUGGGAGGCGAAUAAUGAAAAGAUUUGAGGGAGAAGAAAAGAUUAGGGAACUGGUAAAUUUGGGAGGUGCUCUUUUGUUUUGUCGUUGUUUGGGGGGUGAAUUCCCCUUGUGUUUAUGAAUCUCGAUUUUGUAGGAUUCCAACAGCGCGUGGAGGUCAAGGUUUGAUUUUUGACAGUCAACCUUUGAACAAAACCAAAGGUCAGGUUAAAUUGUUAUUGAGUUAUGAAACAAACACUUUCAUGUGCCAAGUCCUUUUGCCAUUGAAACUCACGUACCAAGUACCCUCCUCAUGUAAUAGACUGGACAGGUUUUUUCUUUCUUUUUUUUUUUCCCCCGAUGAGCUUGAGGCUUUUUUUGUCAAUUGUUG
Molecule: messenger RNA, 2041 nt
Organism: Pyricularia grisea
Lineage: Eukaryota; Fungi; Ascomycota; Sordariomycetes; Magnaporthales; Pyriculariaceae
Exons: 3
Coding region: 94-1701 (535 amino acids)
Molecular function (GO): monooxygenase activity; iron ion binding; oxidoreductase activity, acting on paired donors, with incorporation or reduction of molecular oxygen
Source: RefSeq, a predicted model, not a curated record